This is a messenger RNA of Diaporthe citri, 939 nucleotides long. RefSeq lists its product as uncharacterized. Lineage: Eukaryota; Fungi; Ascomycota; Sordariomycetes; Diaporthales; Diaporthaceae. The transcript has a single exon. Bases 1 to 939 code for a protein of 312 amino acids. The record is from RefSeq and is a predicted model, not a curated record.
AUGGAAAGAACCGCUGGCCUGGAUGGAGAGGCCAAGGGAGAUGGUGCCACAUUCAAUGUUGCAUUGUUUGCGCCGAAAGAAUGGGCCAUCAACGUGAACCCUUCCUCGAUCGGUUGGGCCGUCACGACUAAUAAGUCUGAGAGAGAUAAGGGAGCCGACUCUUUCAAGGUCGUACUUCUACCGGAGCAGAUGAAAAAGCUGCAGCAUCAGAAGUCACCCAUCCUCUCUUCUCCCUGUUUGGAGACUGGCAGCAGCACCAUGGAGGGGUUCAAGAAGGGAAAGCCACUCAUUUCUCUGUCCACUCCCAUUCGCGCGUGCGUGGGUAAGAGCCGACCCCAGGUGCUGUACCGUGCGGUCCACGAGGAACAUCCCGGCAACGGUCUGCGGUCGCGUGGGUUUACCAACAUCAAGACUGAUCAACUCAGCUUCAUGUUGCACUUCCAUCAUCACUUGAACUGGAAGCGCCGUGACGCAAGCCCCUUCAUGUCCACGACCACCGAUUGUGCUCAAGCUGCCAAUGUUGCGGCAUGGUACGAGCGCGAAGGUUUCCAAAGCAUCGAGGUUCUGGUGAUCAAGGCAGACGAGAGCGAGUGGCGGAGUCAGUCAACGAUCUGGCAUGUCAUGCAGACCGCAGCUAAGCUGGGACUAACUGACGUGCUCAAGAAGGCGUACUGCAAAAGCGAAUACCUGAUCCAGGACUACAUCCCGGCGUCUUGUGUGACCCGAGUCCGAUGGGAGGAGAUGAAAGCCGACAUAGAAGCUGAGACAAGCGAGAUGGGACAGUCCAGAAAGCGAAAGCGAAGCGUCUUCGAAUGCGAUCGUCCGGGAGAUGAGACUGUGCUGAGCAACGAACGGAGUCGGAAGGCUUGGGGUGUGGUAGAGACUUGUUCGCGGCUCAAGCAACAGCGCUACUACAUCCAGAGAGAGGAUCUCAAGUAG